Molecule: messenger RNA, 1312 nt
Organism: Capsaspora owczarzaki ATCC 30864
Lineage: Eukaryota; Filasterea; Ministeriida; Capsasporidae
Exons: 8
Coding region: 181-1266 (361 amino acids)
Biological process (GO): double-strand break repair via homologous recombination
Cellular component (GO): Rad51B-Rad51C-Rad51D-XRCC2 complex
Molecular function (GO): ATP-dependent DNA damage sensor activity; ATP hydrolysis activity; DNA binding
Source: RefSeq, a predicted model, not a curated record
CGCCUUUUUUUUUUUUUUUUUUUACGAGCCGCCUUCGCUCUUGCUCGUGUCUGCUUGUUUGACGUCGCCUCGACACACUCACUCACUAGUGCGUCGUUGGUCUUGUUGUAGGAUGUGCUCUGCCGCACGCCGUUCGAGCUCUUCCAGUCGCUGGACCUGCCUCGAAGCGCGUUUGACGCAAUGAUUGCGGCUGUUUCGCACGCAACCGCGCCAGUGCCCCGACGCGUGAGCGACAUGCUCAUUUCUCGCAAGACAGAAUCAACGUUCCUGCCAACGUCUCUUGCGCAGCUCGAUGCAGCAUUGCGAGGAGGGUUUGCGUUUUCUACCAUCACAGAGCUUGUCGGUCCAUCAGGUUGCGGCAAAACGCAAUUUUGCAUGAUGCUGGCAGUGCAAGCGUCGCUUCCACUCGAACAUGGUGGCUUGGGAGGCGGUGUCGUCUACAUUGACACAGAGUCCGCGUUCAGUGCCACCAGGCUUGUUGAGAUGGCCGUCGCCAGAUAUCCGCAUGUCUAUGACAAUGCUGAAGCAGUCGACAAGCUUGCGAAUCGCAUUUUGAUCUGUUCGGAAGCAACCUGCGAGAGCUUGAUGGCCAGACUGGACACGUUGGAUCAAGCAAUCGUUGAGCGGGGCGCAAAGCUGGUCAUCCUCGACUCUGUGGCUUCGCUCGUGCGCAAGGAAUAUGAUUCCAAGAGCAUGGUCCAGCGUACAGCGUAUCUUUCGAAUGUAGCAUCCGUCCUAAAAUACUUGGCAGAGUCCUUUUCAAUACCGAUCGUGGUCACAAAUCAAGUCACUACUAGCGUCAGCAUGCGUGCAUCGUUCGAUGGCAACAAUUAUGGCGGAGCAUCGAGCGCCCAACGAGAAACAGACGGUGUCGAGAACGUGGAAGCGCAGGUCACGGCGGCUCUCGGCAACACUUGGUCGCACUGUGUCAACACGCGCCUGGUGGUCGAGUAUGUGACGGACGAAUUGCGCACGGUUAAAAUCGCCAAGUCGCCCAUCGCUCCGUGUGCGUCCUUUUCGUACGUGAUUGAGCCCGAAGGCUUGGUUAUUGUGAGCGAUGUCGCGCUGUUCAUGCAGCGCUACCACCUCGAAAACGAGCUCGACGAUGAUUUUAACGAGCCAAGUUCUGAUGCCAUGCCCGCCGAGCCCGCGGUCGUCGAUCAUUCGGCGUCUGCUGCCAUUGGGGUGCGGACGGCACUACGCGGAGCUCAAAGCGCUCGCAAUGAGCAACACACCUUGGUUUUGGAAGAGCAACGGAAUGGGUGAUCAGAGACUGCAAAAGUUUGUUUUCAAAUGUGCAAGAAAAUUACAG